This is a messenger RNA of Apus apus (common swift), 2397 nucleotides long. RefSeq names its product actin alpha 2, smooth muscle (gene ACTA2). NCBI's taxonomy places the organism in Eukaryota, Metazoa, Chordata, Aves, Apodiformes, Apodidae. The coding region runs from base 219 to 1352 and encodes 377 amino acids. The record is from RefSeq and is a predicted model, not a curated record. The transcript is spliced from 10 exons.
UUCCUACCCACCCUUUGGCCACUUUCAAGCAAAUCUGAUGAUGACACAAUAAUUCUAAAGACAGCAAGUUUAUCCAGAAAUCAAGAAGGUAAAGGUCACUCCAUGGAAUUUCUCCCUGCCCAGAAGCCCUUGCCUUGGGAGUGCAGCCACGGGAUUGAGCCCUUCAUGAGCAAGUGGCUGCUUUCUGUCUGGAGGGCCUGAGGGCAUUGACAUAGAAGAUGUGCGAGGAAGAAGACAGCACUGCCCUUGUUUGUGACAAUGGGUCAGGGCUUUGUAAAGCUGGCUUUGCUGGAGAUGAUGCUCCAAGAGCUGUUUUCCCUUCCAUUGUGGGUCGUCCCAGGCACCAGGGUGUGAUGGUUGGUAUGGGUCAAAAAGACAGCUACGUAGGUGACGAAGCUCAAAGCAAGAGAGGAAUCCUGACCUUGAAAUACCCCAUAGAACAUGGUAUCAUUACAAAUUGGGAUGACAUGGAGAAGAUCUGGCAUCACUCCUUCUAUAAUGAGCUCCGUGUCGCACCUGAAGAACAUCCAACUCUACUGACUGAAGCACCACUGAACCCCAAAGCCAAUCGAGAGAAAAUGACCCAGAUUAUGUUCGAGACUUUCAAUGUGCCAGCCAUGUAUGUAGCUAUUCAAGCUGUUCUGUCCCUCUAUGCCUCUGGACGUACCACAGGGAUUGUGCUUGAUUCUGGAGAUGGUGUCACUCACAAUGUGCCAAUUUACGAAGGCUAUGCCUUGCCACAUGCAAUCAUGCGUCUGGACCUGGCUGGUCGUGACCUUACAGACUACCUCAUGAAAAUCCUGACAGAACGUGGCUACUCCUUUGUGACCACUGCGGAGCGUGAAAUCGUGCGCGACAUCAAGGAGAAGCUGUGUUACGUGGCCCUGGACUUUGAAAAUGAGAUGGCCACUGCUGCCUCUUCCUCCUCUCUGGAAAAAAGCUAUGAGCUUCCUGAUGGUCAGGUGAUCACCAUUGGAAACGAACGCUUCCGCUGCCCAGAAACCCUCUUCCAGCCAUCUUUCAUUGGCAUGGAGUCUGCUGGCAUUCAUGAAACCACUUACAACAGCAUCAUGAAGUGUGACAUAGACAUCAGAAAGGAUCUUUAUGCCAACAAUGUGCUGUCUGGAGGCACUACAAUGUACCCGGGUAUUGCAGACAGGAUGCAGAAGGAAAUAACUGCUCUGGCUCCCAGCACUAUGAAGAUCAAGAUCAUUGCUCCUCCAGAGCGUAAGUACUCCGUCUGGAUUGGAGGCUCCAUUCUUGCUUCCCUGUCUACUUUCCAGCAGAUGUGGAUCAGCAAACAGGAAUAUGAUGAAGCAGGCCCAUCCAUUGUUCACCGCAAAUGCUUUUAAAUUGCCUUAUCUUUGUCUCCCUAGUGUAUCACUGUGAAUGUAUUCAGGAAAAUACAUUCUUAUAAUUUAAUUCCAUAAAUCCUUCAUCGUAAGUACUCUAAUCAAUUGGUGAAUUACUCCAACUUAAAAAAAAAACAAAACACCAAAAUCUAAACGUCUGUGGAGGCCCCUUCACAGCUGGUUUGAUGCGCCAUCUUGUGACACGGAUUUGUUACUACACCAUCCUGGGCUUGAUAGAUGUGGUGCCUUUUGCUCAAAGACACCAAUGCUAGAAAAUGUUCAGCUACCAGGCUGCAGAUUGUCAAAGUUUAGCCUAAGUGAACAUUUCAAUCUGCAAAUAGACCCUGUCUUGAUUUUGUUUCCAAAGCGCAGGGCAGUACCAAAUGAACACGGCAUCUAUUUGAUACCAGGGUGAGCAUGUGCACUCUGCAUCUGCUCUAUCCAAAAACACUAUCUAGCCACAUCACUUCUUAAUUCACAGCUUUCAUGCUAGAAAAGCUAAUUUUUUACAGUGUGUGGUCCAGAUGUACAAGGCAUACUACAAUAUUCCGUGUCUUUUUAAAAAUUUUAUUUAGACAAUUUUCUUUGAUUUUUUCUCAUUUUGCUUAUAGUCUUAAAUACAACAAAACUGAUUUUCUACUAGAAGUAUAUGCAUAGAAGCUGAUGCCAGUAAUACUGUCGAAAAGUAUGUAUACGAAUAAAGAAUCCACUGAGGUAGACCUGGAAAAGGUCAGUUCUGAGUAAUGUGCUGCAAUAUAUAUUCAUUUGAGUUCAGGAUAAAGGAUGCUAUUUAUUUUUGUUACCUAGUUUCCUGUUUAAACUCAAUAGUUUACCUCACCUGCCUGUUAUUCAUUAUCUUUCAAACUGUAAGCUCUUUGCAAUAUCACCUGUUAUUUACCAUGCCUGUGUAACCCUGGGUUCCAAAUCUUGUGCAGCUUCUGACUGUUGGAACACGUUCCAAACAUUUUUGUACUUUGUUAUUUAAAGUAUAAGUCAACUAGGUUCCUGGAACAGAUACUGAAUAAACUCUUGUAAGACCAAAUAA